UUUUUAUUACGCUAGGGCACACGUUGCAACUGCGGAACCGAAGCGAAGUUAAGGGCUUGCGGCACGGCCGAUCAGGACAAUUUUCGAUACAUUCAUCCAGAAUAGCACUUUGCAAACGUCUGGGGCUGUUUUCCUCUUGCAACAGGCAAUGCAUGAAACACUUGUAUUCUUUGCUGAAACACUUUUCAGCAUUCUAAUGUUCAGUCGCAGUUUCCACAAUAUCCAUCACGCUAUUGUUUGCGUUCUCCAUUUAUUCUAUUCGGAGCAUGCAGAACAUACGGCCGAUCAGCUACGAACGAAGGGAGUUCGAACAAUAGCAAUAUUCCUAUCGCGCUUUAAGAAGCAAUUCUGUUGACCUGUUGCUGCUAACCAGAUUUUCUCGGUAGCUGUGCUCGCAGCUCCUUGCGCUAACCCCAUCUGACAAGACGACUGGCAAACACAAUGAAUUUAAACUAAGAUAGCCUUAGCUCGCAAGAGAAGAAGAAGAUGAGAGUUUCUACAGUCGCCCCAAUCAUUGUCCUCAUCGCCCUUGUAUGCAACGAAGGGGCGCUCGCUAAAAGAUUAAGGAAAGGACAUAAAAACUACAAAUUGUCAAAGAGCGCACGUCAGCGUCAUCAAUCGGCGCACCAUACCGCAGACCACCGUCCCUCGAAAAAAGUGGGCAAGGAUAAAUCUGGAAAGUCAAGUGCACCGUCGCAGCCGCUGGAAAGUGUGGCGUCGCCGCCGGGUGGAACGGCAACCGGGCCUGAAGGCACGCUGCAUUCUGGCGGCUAUGGGUCUUACGGGCAUGGAGGAGGUGGACUCGAAAUGCUUUCCUUUGCCGCACCUGAGGCGAUGUCUGCACUGGGUGGUUCAGCAAGCGACAUAGCAAAGACAGUAUUGGACUCCAAACAAGGCAGAAAGGAAGAUACGGAUGAUGGCAAUGGCGAUGAAGAAGGUGGUGACAAGGCGUCUGGCAAGGCGGAUGCCAAGGCGGCUGGCAAGGCGGCUGGCAAGGCGGGUGGCAACGGGCCAUCCAGAAAGCCUAAGUGAAGUGCAGAAACAGCUCACUAAGUCAACGGGAAAGCCUUGGUUUCACUUUUCUCAAUUUGUACGAAGACAUGAUGACAAGGUACCUUCACUCUCACUAACGCUAAAGUCACUAAGAAGAGGACAAGAACUACAGAUGAAGCCAAAUGAUGACAAGCGCGCAUUUCUCUUUGCUGUCCUGUAUUUCGAUAAAGUUUUUAACAUAUG
Molecule: messenger RNA, 1236 nt
Organism: Dermacentor andersoni
Lineage: Eukaryota; Metazoa; Arthropoda; Arachnida; Ixodida; Ixodidae
Source: RefSeq, a predicted model, not a curated record